AUGGCUCGUCAAAAUUUCAUUGGUUUAGUGGUAUCUCAAGGUAAGAUGCAAAAGACUGUGAAAGUUCGCGUCGAAACGAAAGUGUUUAAUAAACGUGUGAACAAGGAAUUAUUCCAUAGGAAAGAUUACUUGGUUCAUGAUGAAGGGGAAAUUUCUCGCGAAGGUGACAUGGUACGUAUCGAAUCAACAAGACCCAUUUCUAAGCAUAAAUUCUUUGCCAUUGCUGAAAUUAUUAAGAACAGUGGUCAAAAAUUUGCUGAGUUUGAAAACGCUGCAAAGUUGAAUGUAGCGAAGGAGGAAGCUUUGAAAACUAAAGAGUUCUUGGAUAGAAGAGCUCAAAAAUUGUCCUCUUUGUCAUCUUCAUCCACUGAUGUAACUGUGUCUAAUAGUACUCUUCUAAGUGAUAUCAAAUACUUACAAAAAGUGUUGAAUAACGACGGAAAUGAAAGUACCAACAAAGAUCAGGAAUCAGAAACGAGAAAAUUAUCCGAAAUAAAACAAAAAUAUGGUAUCAACGAUGAUUUUUCAAAGGAUACAAUAAGACAAUUACUAAGUCUUGAUAUAAUUAAAAUGGAGAAGGACUUACAAUUACAAAAAAAUAAUAUUGACACCGUUCAAAUAAGAAUUAAAGAAUAUAUGGAAGAUAAUUUGAAAGCUCAUGAAUUCUUAAAAAAUCAUGGUAUUGAAUCACCUGAACUUUUACAAAAAAAUAUAAUGAAGAAUUUAUUAAGAAAACAUUUAAUGCAUGAUUUACAACUGUAA
Messenger RNA from Naumovozyma dairenensis CBS 421, 762 nucleotides. RefSeq names its product mitochondrial 37S ribosomal protein uS17m (gene MRPS17). NCBI's taxonomy places the organism in Eukaryota, Fungi, Ascomycota, Saccharomycetes, Saccharomycetales, Saccharomycetaceae. Gene Ontology annotation, biological process: translation. The record is from RefSeq and is a predicted model, not a curated record. Gene Ontology annotation, cellular component: ribosome; mitochondrion. Gene Ontology annotation, molecular function: structural constituent of ribosome. The transcript has a single exon. The coding region runs from base 1 to 762 and encodes 253 amino acids.